AUUACGCCUAAAAAAUUGAAUUCAAAUACAGUUCAAACGGACACGCCUCGUCAUAUUAGUGACAUGAUUCUCGUAAUAUGUGCUGCAAAAGGCGUGUCACUCUCGCUUGCCCUGAAAACACCCAAUGCUGGACGUACCCACUAUUUUUCGUUCCCCACUUAUUGGAAACCCUCACUAUCUCAAAUUUCUGUACAAAGAAGGCCGGUGCAUUACUAUGUUACGAAUAACGCUAGUGUUUCUGUUAGGAGCAACAGGUUUUCUGUUGUAGUUAAAACAAUUUCGCAGAAGAACAGGGAGCUUUAGAAAGGUGAAGGAGAAAUUUCCGUUCAGAAAAGCAUGUAAAUUUCGUGUCAAAGGACUUCCUAAUUCUCUCUUGGAGCAAGAAAUGGAGGCAUUUUGUCAUUUUCUUGGAUUGCUAGCUGCUAAAAGAAUUUUGCAGGCUUGGAUUGCUAGUCACGGGGAAGGUUCCAUGAGGUAGAAUAUCUUGGAGAGGUUCUGUGCACCAAGUGUAAAUUUUCUUUAUGUGAAAGUCAGCUGGUAAAAGAAUUUUGCAAGUUCAACUUAGCUGCAGUGCGCCACACAUGGACUGGUUGCACAAAAUCGCGUGGAUCCAACGUUGCUAGGGCGUGCUAUGCAUGGACGGUUGCACAAGCAAGAGCACACUGUGCAGUAGUGACUUUACAAGGAAACAAUGGGAAGGAGGAAGAAAUGUGCACGAUUUCCUGAACCUCCACCAGGCAAUGUUGGUUUGAAUCAAAUUAUUGACAGUUUAAAAGGCUCAUGUGAGAACAAAAAAUUUGCAAUACUUGACUCAAGACCUACAAAGAAAAUGAAAUCAAGUAAUGAAGAAUGGAGGUGUGCGAGUGUAGCACCAGAUAUAUCACGCCUUACAGCUAUUAAAGAUGAUAUGAGACAGCACUUGGAAAAAAUUGUAUUUAAGACCAGCAAGGAACAACAGGCAGCAUACUUUAUACCUCUGACAACACCACCCUCACCGGAUGCGUCAAAUCAUCUUUCUUUUGCCAAGAUCAAUGAGGAGAAAAACUCUUGUAGAAGAAAUCUAUUUUCAAGUGGCUUAAGUUCUUCGAGCAUUACUGGAGGCUCUAGUUUUUCAGAGGUUAUGAAAUCUGGUAUUGAACUUAAAGAAUGUCAGAACAUGCCUUAUCAAGAGGGAGAUAAUGUUUGUGAAGACCCUUCAGGUAGACAGAACACGAUUAAAAACCUGGACAUUAGAGAUGAACAGGAGUCAUUUGUCAAAGGCAUGCCUGAUUGUAUUUGUUGCAUGCCUCUGAAUGAAGAAAAACUCAAGUGUCGGGAAAGUAAAGGGCUUGAGGAUCUUACUAAGGACAUAGCUUAUAUGUGUUAUGAAUCGGAUGAUUGUCGAAUUAUUGAGCAAUAUCAACAAAAUAGUAUGGGGUAUUGUGGAGAGUCAAAUAUAAGAAUUGAUGGAAUCUGGGAAAAACAGAAGUUGGGCCACCAGAUUAAAGAAGCAUUUGAAAAGGUUGUGGAGGAUUGUAAGAAGCUCAAGGAUUUCCAAAGUGCUCAGCAAUCACAGCAGCGUGAGGAAAUAGAAGCUAAAGCAGGUGGAAAAGAUGAGUUAAAUAUAUCUGGAUAUGCUACAAGAGGUUUGCAAGAUCCUUCAAAGGACAUCACGCACUGUGUACCACAGAACAUAGAGAAGAUUAAUAAACCUGAAAAGGUUGCAGAGGAAAAGGCAAUGGAGGUUGAUGUUGCUGAUUAUUCUGCAAGGGAAUUUGCAUGGGAGAGCGACAUGGAAGAUGAAAGCAAGGAAGAAGACAGUGAUGAGAUCUCAUUAAUGUGGAAACAAAUGUCCGUGUCUUUUAAAUGUUCUGAGAAUGCACUAAAUUCAGAAAUGGAUUCUAGUUAUGACAAGGAUGAUACUGAAGAGUGUGUUCAUAGCUUCAUUCUAGAAGAUGAUCUUGGUAAAGUUUGCACACUCUGUGGCUUUAUUGGGCAGAGUAUUGAAACAAUCUUCGACAUCCAAUGGCCAAAGGCUCGUAAAUGGACAAAACAUUCCAGGAAUGUACCUAAUAGAGACCUGGAUACUGUUCUGAGUAUUCAUAAUCAGACUUUUGACUCAAAUAAGUCAGAGCAGAAAAGCCCUGUAUUGAAGCUGGUUUUACAUCCCCAUCUUAGGAAGCACAUGAAGUUGCAUCAGGUUGAGGGAUUUGAUUUCCUACAGAAGAACCUUAUAACAGAAGAGCCUGGCGGCUGUGUUUUGGCACAUGCACCUGGUACAGGGAAAACGUUCCUUGUUAUUAGUUUUAUUCAGAGCUUUCUGACCAAGUACCCAGAUGAGAGACCAUUAAUUGUUGCACCCAAAAGUAUUUUGUGUUCUUGGAUGACUGAAUUUAAAAAAUGGCAAGUGGAGGAGAUCCCUGUGCACAACUUAUAUGAGAAUAUCACCAAGGCAGAAACAUUGAGAUGUAAGCAGCUUCAGACACUCCGAGAAUGGAAAGAGAAAAAAAGCAUUCUCCUUGUGAGUUAUUCACAGUUCUCUAGCAUAGUUUGUGAGAAUGCAGAAAAUGAAAUGACAGCAUGUUGUCAAAAAAUCCUUCUCGAGGGUCCAGGACUGCUGGUUUUAGAUGAGGGUCACUUCCCACGAAAUAAAGACACUAACAUACUAAAUGCACUAACCCAAAUACAUACCAGGAGACGAAUUUUAUUGUCUGGAACACUCUACCAAAACAAUAUCAAAGAGCUCUUUAAUCUUUUGGAGCUUAUAAGGCCUGACAUUCUACAACUGGACUCCUUUCAAGCAAUGUUUAGACGGUUGAUCACAAGUAUUCCUGCAACUGAGAUGUGUCAAAAGCUGCUCCACAAGAGACAUUCUCAAGAUCCACUGCGGAGAAUCUUCUGCGAGGUGCUUGAUUAUGCACUAACGAGAAGCUCUGAAGAGGUGAAAAUAUCUGCUUUGCAUGCUCUUCAAGAGUUGACUGCUCUAUUUGUACACUACUAUAAAGGAGACAUACUGGAGGAUUUGCCUGGACUGGUUGAUUAUACUGUCAAACUCGAAUUAAAUGAGAAACAAAAAGGAGCGCUUGAUAAACUACGAUUUGUGGUAAAUCGAAUGCGCAGAGAUGUCAUGUCUGGAGCAAUAUGCAUACAUCCUUCACUUUAUGGGGUUUAUGGGGAGAGCAUUGAAGGAUGGUUAGAAUCAGAUGGGAAAAACAUUGGAAGUAUGUGUACAAGUACUCGUGCAGAGGAUCCAAAUGAUGGAGUGAAAACCAAGUUUGUACUCGACUUACUGUCCCUCUGUGAAUUGACCAAGGAGAAACUCGUAGUUUUUAGUCAAUACCUUCCACCUUUGUCUCUGUUAGAAAAUAUGAUAGUGGCAGAAAAGAAAUGGACCAAAAGUCGAGAGAUUUUGAGAUUGGAUGGUGGUAAUCAUGCAGAAGUCAGGGGAAGUAUAAUUGAACAGUUUAACAAUAGUCCCGAUUCAAAGGUUCUGUUGGCCUCCAUCAAGGCAUGUGGAGAAGGCAUUUGCCUCACAGCUGCUAGUCGUGUUGUAAUAUUGGAUAUUCCUUGGAACCAUUCGAUAUCUAGACAGGCAAUUAGUAGAGCUUACAGAAUUGGUCAGAAAAAGAAGGUAUAUGCGUAUCGCCUGGUUGCUGUAAAAACACAGGAAGAGUUGAUUCAUCAAGUUUCCUUGAGAAAGGAACUUAUGUCAAAGAUGGUUUUUGAAGGAAACAAUCAAUCUGAAGAAUCAAUCUCUCUUCUGGCUGAGGUAAAUCAAGAUGACUGUGAAGAUAUGUUCUUCCAAAGUGGUAGUCCUUUAAGGCAGAACCUCCAUUCAUUGUACAAGCAAAUAUUGGUGUAAACAGUAAAGGAGAAUACACUGUACAGAUUUUCUACCCAAGUUUUUCUUAUACGCUUUAUGAGCAUUGACCUGGAGUAAAAGUAGACAAAGCUGUCAGUUUUCCUUUCCCACGUGUCCGGUUAAUUGUUUUCUGCCUGUCACUAAAUGUCUUCUCAGCAGUCAAACUUUCUUCGGCCGAGGGUUUUGUUUAUAUCCUGCUAAACUUGGGAAAGCUUUGAACUAAAAGCUGAACGGUUUUACUCGCUUGGCCUUUUCUCAGUUUGCUUUUGAAUAUCAUGUCUGUUUUUGGGUUUUUGAAAUAUGAACCUUGCUGUAUAUUUCACGUUUUUUAUCUAUCGAAACAAUGAUUUAUUAUCGGCCAUCUGAAUUAGUACUGGAUUCAAUUUUGUAUUUACAAUAACAUGUACACAUAUUUAGUCGUUGAUUCUAAUAUACACGUGAUUGUGUGCGUGGGGAUGUUUGGUUC
Messenger RNA from Cryptomeria japonica (Japanese cedar), 4307 nucleotides. Its product is annotated as protein CHROMATIN REMODELING 35. Gene Ontology annotation, molecular function: ATP binding; ATP-dependent chromatin remodeler activity. NCBI's taxonomy places the organism in Eukaryota, Viridiplantae, Streptophyta, Pinopsida, Cupressales, Cupressaceae. Bases 692 to 3841 code for a protein of 1049 amino acids. The transcript has 10 exons. The record is from RefSeq and is a predicted model, not a curated record. Gene Ontology annotation, biological process: gene silencing by siRNA-directed DNA methylation.